Messenger RNA from Manduca sexta (tobacco hornworm), 495 nucleotides. RefSeq names its product ubiquitin-related modifier 1-like. The transcript has 3 exons. Gene Ontology annotation, cellular component: cytoplasm; nucleus. Gene Ontology annotation, biological process: protein urmylation; tRNA thio-modification. The record is from RefSeq and is a predicted model, not a curated record. NCBI's taxonomy places the organism in Eukaryota, Metazoa, Arthropoda, Insecta, Lepidoptera, Sphingidae. Gene Ontology annotation, molecular function: protein tag activity. The coding region runs from base 16 to 408 and encodes 130 amino acids.
GAAUAUCAAUGAUUAAUGUUGCAAAAAACGGGAAAAUAUUAUUCCUUUUCAGAGCUUCGAUUGUAUGCGCAAUGCGAUGGCAUGCCAGCGUUAAAGAUAAAUGUACACUUCGGAGGCGGUGCUGAGCUUCUUUUCGAUAAGAUAAAGAAGCGUGAAGUAGAAUUGCCUGCCGUGGACAAAUAUUUACCCGAAUGUGAGAAGAAGGGUUGGACUAUAAGGGAACUUCUUGUGUGGAUCAAAGAAAAUUUAUUGCGAGAGAGACCGGAGUUGUUUUUACAGGGGGAGUCAGUUCGUCCUGGUAUACUGGUGCUGAUCAACGACACAGAUUGGGAGCUUCAUGGAGAGCUGGAGUACGAGCUGCAGCCGUCAGAUACCAUCACGUUCAUAUCGACUUUACAUGGCGGAUGAAUGAAGAUUCGUUACAGUUUAAUUGCCGCCGAUGUAUACCGCACUCUUAAUAAAAUAAUGAGCCAUUCCAAAAUUGCCAAUUUGGUG